GGUCACCGUAAGCUCCAUUCGGCAAGGACGAAACAUGGCAGCGACUGCAGCUGGGAAGAAGGUGUUUGAAGUGUUUGUGUCAAAAGUACCAUGGACCAUCGCAACGAAGGAGAUUAGAGAGUACUUUGGGCAGUUUGGCCAAGUGAGGAAGUGUCUACUGCCAUUUGAUAAAGAGACAGGUUUUCAUCGGGGUUUUUGCUGGAUAGGGUUCACUACAGAGGAAGGACUGCAGAAUGCAUUACAAAAGGAUCCUCAUUUCAUCGAAGGAGCAAAGCUCCAGGUGCAAAAAAACAGAAAGCCAUUUUCUGGAAGAAGAUCAAACAAAGAAGCAGAGGAUAUCUGAAGAGGUCUGAUUUCAAGUCUCAAGUGUUGUGUCUUCAGUAACACAGAACUGUUAUUUAUUGUGGAUGUGUCUUCACUUGGCAUACUUGUUUUCAAGAAGCCAAACGUUAAUGAUUUUUGAUCAUUGUUUUAUUGACUGCUUGUCUAGUUUUUUUUCUUUUUCUUAUACAAUGUGCAAAGAAAUGUGAGUCAAAUAAAAUGGGAUAUUUUGAAAAGUCA
Messenger RNA from Megalobrama amblycephala (Wuchang bream), 561 nucleotides. RefSeq names its product SRA stem-loop interacting RNA binding protein (gene slirp). Gene Ontology annotation, biological process: spermatogenesis; positive regulation of mRNA splicing, via spliceosome. Bases 35 to 343 code for a protein of 102 amino acids. NCBI's taxonomy places the organism in Eukaryota, Metazoa, Chordata, Actinopteri, Cypriniformes, Xenocyprididae. Gene Ontology annotation, molecular function: poly(G) binding; mRNA 3'-UTR binding; poly(U) RNA binding. The record is from RefSeq and is a predicted model, not a curated record. The transcript is spliced from 4 exons.